Molecule: messenger RNA, 616 nt
Organism: Trichobilharzia szidati
Lineage: Eukaryota; Metazoa; Platyhelminthes; Trematoda; Strigeidida; Schistosomatidae
Source: the annotation of a GenBank genome assembly
GCAAGGUUCUGAACAGUGACAAAAGGAAGAAUCACAACACACAUCCACAGUUGCUAUUAGUAUUCAAUGCAAAUGAGAAGUUGAAUAUGGGAGAUAGAAUUACGCAAUAAUAGCAAGUCUAUAUUUCAGACAAUAUGCGAAAACAGAGUGCAGAAAUUUUCGGCGUUUCAAAAUAUUUUAUCUUCCUACAGGAUUUACAUGUUAAGUAUGUCGUGUGAUAUAGCGUUGUUCCAUAUGAAGAGAGAACCAACUGUGUACAGUUGUAUUCUUUCAUUUUCUCGAAAAGCUGAGCAGCCUUCCGCUGAAAAUUAUUUCAAUAUGUGGGCGAGUGCAUGUAGUGAUCAUCUGAUACAAUUGCAUGGUCAUAACAAUCAGAAAUACUGUAGAAAUUUGGCAUUUCAGUGGAUGAAAACUUUGGUAGACCCUCGUUAUGAAAAGGUGAAAUGUAUAAUUUAACAGGUGGUUUUAAUCAGGAUGCAUACAGAAAAACAAAGAGAAUUUAAUGUUACCUAGGUGUUCUGGAGGAGAAGUGAGUCAAAAACAGUCAAACGAAUGAAGUAAUCCAACAUAAUUAACUGAAAACAAUAGGAUCCGCAUUGAACGAUGCAUAUAUUUG